GUCAGUCUAGAGAGAGCUCCCUUUUCUUGCUUUGCUGAUACUACAAGUGACAAUGUUACGAUAGAGUACUACAUUCAUGAUGUAGGUUUUUUUCCCCCUAAAAGCUCUAAAGUCUGACUGUAGGACAGUUUUCUCAGCAGUGAAUCGACGUUUAAAUGUGUUUAAAUGGCUGGGUUCAAAUCUGCUGUUGAAGGAGCUUAAACAAAAAUUAAGAUGAAACAUCGGCCUGGCAAAAAAGGAAAAACAGCAAAAACGGACAGGAAAGAAGAGGCACCAGAGCUAAAGUUACAACGGAAAGAAAGCAUCAGUCUCAACAAGGUGUUUAAUUUUAUACCUAGACCAGCACAAGCAUUUGUGGACGCUUAUAUUGGCAGAAACAAGCCCUCGAACCAGACUUCGAUGUAUCAAAACGAGGAGGGGCUUUUUCAAACUGUUUAAAUAUUAUUUGGGGCUACUUUUUUUUUUUUUUUUUUUUUUUUUUUUUUUUUUUUUUUUUAAGAACCACAGCAUUAACUAACUUUGAUUUCAAAUCACUGGGACUUCAUUUAUGAGCUGAAGAAAAAAAAAAAAAAAAACUUUAAGGACAAAAAAAAAAAAUCAUUGGGUUUCAGACAUUAAUAUUUGAAAUAUGCCAAUCAUGUAAUGAAAACAAUAGACUAAACCUGGUUCUAGAUUUAGCCUGGCACCAUUGCAGACAUUUUAAUAAGAGCCUUAAAAAUCUGAAAGAGACUUGGUCGUGGGUGGAUAUCAGUCCUAAGUUAUCUCAUUACUCAGAGUAUUACUCUGUACUUCAGUGAUUGGGUCAUGGUGGAGGAAUAACACAGCAGAUAAAUAAAUAAGUUGGAGCAAAAUGACUUUCAAUCAGACCUGUUUGUUCGGGCAGAUAGAUGAUCUGCAGGACCUCGCGCUCAUUGAAAGACCAAUACGACGAAGUCUGACGACUGCAGAAGAGAUAGAAAAACUGACUGUGGAUGAAGGUCUUAAUGAUAUUGAAAGAGCUGUUUAUCUUCUCAGCUCAGGUCAAGAUGUACAGAGAGCAAGUGUGGUCGUGAAUCUCCCAAACCUGGUUCGACAGAAUCCAGCAGAGACAUUUCGAAGGGUGGUGCCAAAAGUCAGAGAGGUUUUACAUGUUGCAGGGGUGGAGAUGCAAUUAGCGGCUGCUGCCUCCUUUCUAACCAUCCUGCAAGAUGAGCUCAUAUUGAUCCAAACUCACACCCACUCAAUUUUGCAGAUUAUACUGCUAAACCUAUAUCACAGGGAUGCAGCAGUGGUCAGCACUGCUUGGCUAGAAACCCUAUUGUCAGCAAUUGAUGUCUUGCCAAAGGAAACCAUUAGGCAAGAGAUCUUAAACCCGCUGGUACCAAAAGCGCAGCUUUCUCAGUCGCUUCAGUCUCGUUUGGCCAGCUGCAGAGUACUUGGAAAAGUUGCUGGGAAAUUUGAAUCUCAUAUAGUGAAAAAAGAUGUACUUCCUCUAGUCAGGUCCCUUUGUCAAGAUGUAGAAUAUGAAGUCCGUUCCUGCAUGUGUCGGCAGCUGGAGUGCAUAGCAAAGGGAAUAGGGGCUGAACACACUAAGGCAGUGAUCCUACCUGAGUUAGUAGAGUUAGCUAGAGAUGAAGGCAGCAGUGUGCGACUAGCUGCAUUUGACACAAUAGUUAAUCUUUUGGAAAUGUUUGACAAUGAUGACAGGACUUGCAUUGUAUUUCCAUUAGUGAAGACAUUCUGUGAAAAAUGUUUCAAAGCAGAUGAAGCUGUGCUGGCUUCUCUAACCUUUCAGUAUGGAAAGGUCUGUCAUGGCCUCUCAGGGAGUUUUACUGAGGAUCAACAUGUAUGGUUUUUGGAAUUCUACAAGAAGCUUUGUGUAUUGGGCCUUCAGCACGAGAAUGGUCACAGUGAGACCUAUUCCCUUGAACUGGAAAAGAAAUAUGAAUCGGUUAGAAAAAACUGUGCCUAUAAUUUUCCGGCCAUGGUAUUGUUUGCUGAACCCAAAAACUUCCUUUCAGAGCUUUAUCCUACCUUUUCAAGCUUGUGUCAUGACCCUGAGAUUGCAGUCAGGCGCACUACAGCUAAUGGCUUCCAUGAAGUUAUUAAAUUGUUAGGCUCCAGUGUUCAUUUAAUACAGAAAGAACUGAUAGCAUUGUUACAAGACGAUUCAUUAGAGGUAUUAGAUGCACUAAUGGAUAAUCUCCCGGAAAUCCUAGAACUUGUAACAUCAAAAGGAGAGGGUGCUGGGUCUGAAAGUAAGCAAGUCAAUGUCCCAGAUCUCAUCCCUGCACUAAAUGCAGCUGAGCAGAAAGCUGCCACCUCUCUAAAAUGGAGAAUCCAUGAGAAGUUGCUACAGAAGUAUUCCUGUCUGCCUCGAGUCAUAUCGAGUGACCAGAUCUACUUCAGGUUCUUGCAAAGGAUGUUUACAAUAAUUACAACCAACAAUGUUCUUCCUGUGCAAAGACAGUCUGCCAGAACGCUGUGUGUCUUCCUGCGCUACAAUCGCAAACAGGAGCAGAGACAGGAGGUAAUCAAUAAACUGGUUGACCAACUAGGGCAGGGUAGAAGUUACUGGAACAGACUGCGGUUCCUCGACAUUUGUGAAAUUGUAAUAGAGCUUUUUUCAAAGUCAUACUUCUGUAAAUACUUCCUUGUUCCUGCUCUGGAGCUUGUAAAUGAUCCUGUUGCAAAUGUAAGGUUUAAGCUGUGUAACAUGCUGCCAAAAUUGAAGUCGGUCAUCAAACUGCCUACAGAUAAACACCUGCUUCAGCAGUUGGAGUUCUGUGUGAGGAAACUCCUUUGUCGUGAGAAAGACAAGGACGUGAUGGCUAUAGUCAGAAAAACCGUGUUGGAGUUGGACAAAAUGGAUAUCACAGAACCAUAUCAAAAACGACAUGAAAAAGACCAGCUAGAUCAGAAGAAAGAGAAAGAGGAGAAUCUUCUGGUAGAGAUGGAGCAGCUGGAAAAGCAACAAACUGAAGGAAAGUCGAGCAGUGAAAAACUUGGUGAGAGGAAACGUAAAGAAGUAAAGAAGUCUAAACUGAGUCGCAGCAGAUCCCUCAGCUGCAAUCCUUCCCCUCCUAAGCUGAGUGCAGCUGAAAAAUCUUUGAAAUCAACAUCUAGCACCAGCCCUGUAACAUCAAAGAGCUCUCUGCAGCACAUCAGUGAUGACUUGCUCAGAAGCCAUCAUUUCAGUGUGGCAUCCACGUCGACUGCACCUUCAGCCUCAGUGCCAGUGUUAAUCCGCAGCAACACAGUCGGCAAUGGGAACAAAGACACGAGGAAGAUAAAUAUAAGAUCAAAAAGGACUAACCCUUAGAGAUUUAAUAGCAAGGGAAGGUCCAGGACUCCAGAACAAGCCAGCACAACUUCCUACAGAUCUUAACAAUCAAGAGAAUUGCACAACAAAUGCAGAGGAUCUCAAAGAACUGAUUGCUUGACACAAGGUUUUAUUGAAACAAAAGGAACAAAAAAAAAACACUGGAUCUUUAAUACACAGUUGUCAAGGAAACAAUAUAUUUGUUAUAUUUAUUUUCCAGCUAAGGAAUAAUGAGAUUAUCUACAUUCUUCUUCAUUUAGUCAGUGUGUUUUUAACAAACAAUAGUGUUUCUCUAUCCUGGCUUCAAAAUGUCAGGAUCCUGUUUUGUCAAUGUUAUUGACGUUAUUCAUUUCUCACUUUAAAAAAUACAUUUCUGCCUAUGGUUGCAAGAAUUAUGUAUGUCAGAAUUGUCAUACAUGUUUGUUUUUUAUUUCAGAAAAUAGCAUGCUUUGCAACUGUCUUCUUUGGCAAAUACUUUUUAUUUACAUUGUAAGCCAGGGAUAUUCUCUGGAUAUCUUCAUGCAUAUAUUAAAAUUGUAUUUUGAGUUAUUUAAAAUCCAUAUGUAGCCUGCUAUAUACUCUUACGCAAAUAAAACUGUGGCUGUUGUUAUACAGUGAACCAAGCCAGCAUAUCUUUUGAUCAGUUGGAUACAUUUAAUGUUUUCUCAUGUGCUGUUUUAAAAGAAGAAAUUAAAUACAUCUCCUUUUUUAUAA
This is a messenger RNA of Polyodon spathula (Mississippi paddlefish), 4015 nucleotides long. Its product is annotated as serine/threonine-protein phosphatase 4 regulatory subunit 4-like. The record is from RefSeq and is a predicted model, not a curated record. The transcript has 24 exons. Lineage: Eukaryota; Metazoa; Chordata; Actinopteri; Acipenseriformes; Polyodontidae. Gene Ontology annotation, molecular function: protein phosphatase regulator activity. Bases 851 to 3301 code for a protein of 816 amino acids. Gene Ontology annotation, cellular component: protein serine/threonine phosphatase complex; cytosol.